AUGAAGAAGAUCUGGGCCAUUGCUAAAAACGAAGCACGCUUGUGCUAUGGCUUUAUCCGUCGUGACGCAGGAAUGGGCAUGAUUCCGAUCCCCAUAUUUACCGCAGCAUCUCUACUCUAUCGACAAGCACCGGUAGUAGAAAUGGCUAUUGCCAUCCCAAAAACUUUACUCUUGGGUUUGUUGUUUCUGUACUCCUUUGUCGUGGGCAACCAAAUAUGCGGCAUCCAGGAGGACCAAAUUAACAAGCCCGAUCGCCCCAUUGCGUCUGGCGCGACAACGCUGCAGGCGGCGCGAAUCCGCUGGGCCGUUUUGACCUCUCUCUUUGUGACUUACGGCUGUUAUCUGGGUGUUGGCAUCUGGUCCACCAUGUGGGUUGCCAUUGCUUUUGCACAUAACUUCUUAUCAUUCGGCGACUUUGGUCCCACCAAGGAUAUGUGCAUCGGCCUGGGCUGUGUCGCACAACUGACGGCUGCAUGGUUGAUUGGUGGCGCCCCGUACGACGUCGGCUGGGAUUGGAUCAAAAUCAUCGCUCUUUAUACCCUAUUCCCAAUCCCAUUACAAGAUCUGCGCGACGUUCCCGGUGACCUGGCUGUUGGGAGACGUACCACUCCGAUUCUUAUGGGAGACUUUCCUUGCCGAAUCUACAUCUCUCUUGGCGUCUUCAUAUCCCAGUUCUUGCUCAUCCGCUACCGCAUUCUCGAAUAUCGUAUAGACUGGUCUACCAUCACGCUCUCCUCGGUUAUUGGUAUGCUCGCGCUGACCAUUAUCUUCCGGCUUUUUGCCUUUCGUAAUGUCAAGAGCGACCAGUAUUCGUACCGGUUAUACACUGUUAUUUACCUCUUCCAGCCCUUGUCGGCAUGCAUUACGCUGCGAUAG
Molecule: messenger RNA, 876 nt
Organism: Talaromyces atroroseus
Lineage: Eukaryota; Fungi; Ascomycota; Eurotiomycetes; Eurotiales; Trichocomaceae
Exons: 3
Coding region: 1-876 (291 amino acids)
Cellular component (GO): membrane
Molecular function (GO): transferase activity, transferring alkyl or aryl (other than methyl) groups
Source: RefSeq, a predicted model, not a curated record